UUGUAUUUGGCGUCUCCGUUGCUGAAAAUUUGUUGAAAAUUUGUUGUGCCGCUCAACAUCUGCGUGUAGUCAGUUAUAACUUUACGCCUCGUCCGGUUAGAAAACUUGCAUUAGCAUGUCGGAAACAGCUUUAAAAUUAGGCGAUCUAGUGUGGGCCAAGAUGAAAGGAUUCUCUCCCUGGCCGGGCAAGAUUGCCAACCCUCCUAAAGACUUAAAGCGAAUUUCGAAACCGUCUGGAAAAACUGCAUCUUGUGUCUUUUUUUUUGGAACAGACAAUUUUGCCUGGAUUGAGGAUUUCAACAUAAAGCCCUACCACGAAUAUAAAGAACAAUUCACUAAAGCGUGCAAGAGUCGUGCCUUCUUAGAUGCCUGCCAAGCUAUUGAAAAACACAUUGUAAACCCACCUAAAGAAGAAGAGCAGGUGCAGACUGUCACUGAUGAUAACCAAAGUGAUGAAGAUUUCGAUAAACUUAAAGAUGAAACUAAAGAAAAGGACAGUCCCAAGAAAGUUAAAAGGGAUAUUAAGCGCACACCAAAGGAGCGAAAGCGGCGGACAUCAGGCGAGUCAGGUAGUGAUUCUGGGCCCACUCCUAGCCGAAAAAAACCACGCAGUAAUUCUACUAUCGAAAACUCGAGUGAUACUUCAGUUAUAACCAAUCACACCUCUCCUCGUAAAAGCGGUCUGGUUUCAAGAAUAUUAGACCAACCUGCCACAAUUCAAAGACCGGAUACCCCACCACUGGAUGUCGAGAGAGUGACUCAAACUCUCAAAGAGAAGAACGUUCAACCAUCCACGCUCAAGUUUGGCUUCCUCGGCCUUGGAAUCAUGGGCUCAGGAAUGGUCAAAAACCUCCUUAAUUCAGGUCACAAGGUUAUCGUCUGGAAUCGCACAACAGAAAAGUGUCAAGAUUUCGUCAAAGCUGGCGCUGAGGAGGCUCUUACUCCAUCGGAUGUGAUAUCAGCCGCCGAUAUCACGUUUUCUUGCGUUUCGGAUCCACAAGUAGCCAAAGACAUGGUGUUUGGCAAUUGUGGCGUUCUCCAAGAAAUGUCGGCUGACAAGGGAUUUGUUGAAAUGACGGGCAUCGAUGCCGAAACGUCGCAAGACAUUGCAGAGGCCAUCACGGGUAAAGGAGGUCGUUAUCUGGAGGCACAAAUUCAAGGCAGUAAAGUACAGGCCGAAGAAGGAAUGCUGGUCAUUCUGGCUGCUGGAGACAGAACCCUAUUUGAUGAUUGCCAAUCUUGCUUCCAAGCCAUGGGCAAAAACUCGUUCUUCCUCGGUGAAGUGGGAAGCGCGUCCAAGAUGAACCUAGUCUUGCAGCUGAUGAUGGGCGUCGCAGUGGCCGGUGUGGCCGAAGGAAUGGCACUUGCAGAUCGAGCUGGUCUACAGCAACGCGACGUCCUCGAAAUUUUUGAGCUUACGACUCUGGCGUGUCCGUUAUUGUUAGAAAAGGGAAAAGCCAUUUUAGAGGGAGCCUUCCCAACCAACUUGCCGCUACAGCACAUGCAGAAAGACUUGAAAUUGUCGUUGUCUAUGGGUGACCAACUAGAGCAGCCUUUGCCCGUUUCAGCUGCUGCCAACGAAGUUUACAAACACGCUAAGCGGCUUGGCUACGCAGAUCACGACGUUUCAGCCGUCUAUAUCCGGGCCCGGUUUUAAAAACCAUCGACUACCACAUACCAGCCCACAGCACACCAGCGUUUACUGCAUCGCUUCAUGCCUCAUACAAACCUCAUACUAUUUUUUUUCUCUCCCCCUUCACACUAAAAAACAAAAACGACUAAAAAAACUUCCGUUCAUGCUGAUGUUUUUUUGAAUCCCCAUUACAUUUGUUUGUUGAAAAGAAACAGAAAUUAACAAAACUUGGAACCAAGUCCAUAUAGGAACUCACUAUCUCUUUGAAAAUUCUAAGUAAAUCAUCCGCUAUUCAUGAGUGACUUUUUUGCCAAGUGGAACAUGGUUCCUUCCCACCCGUCAAAUCCUCGUUUAGAUUAUUAUAUCGCCCGUGCAAAGAAACAACAAAUCUUAUAAUAUGAUGAGUGGGGCUCGCAGAGUGUCAUCUGUUUGGUCUGCGUUAUACUUGGUCUCCCAUUCGUCUACUUUUUUAUGGCAAGCAUAAGAAUUGCUAUUUCCGAUUCACUUUGGAAUUCAGUGUUCAAAUUAUUCUGAUUGACCUAACCACCUUUUUUUUAAAAAUAGAAAUUGAAAUUGUUUUCUCUGUUGUCCAGCUGACAAUUUCGAUGUUUGUCGACUGUCGCUGAAUUUUUUUUUCUGUCCCAACUAUUGUAGUGACAUGAAUUUAGCUGGUAUUUUUUUUUUUUUUUUUAUAAGAAAUUCAUUUUUCACCUCUUUUGGUUCUUCAUUAUUCAGUUCUUUGCAUACGAGUUACUGGUUAGUUUCUUCUUUUCUUUGACCUCCCAUUUUCAUUUUGGAACAAAUGAGAAGUUUUGAGCUGUCAUUGACGAUAAUAACCAAAGCUCUUGGUUUUAUGAAAAGGCGAAUACACUUUUACUGUAAUAGAGAA
Daphnia pulicaria is the source of this 2522-nucleotide messenger RNA. It is a transcript of the gene Ndf, whose product is annotated as putative oxidoreductase GLYR1 homolog. The transcript has 12 exons. The record is from RefSeq and is a predicted model, not a curated record. Gene Ontology annotation, molecular function: oxidoreductase activity, acting on the CH-OH group of donors, NAD or NADP as acceptor; NAD binding; NADP binding. Bases 116 to 1657 code for a protein of 513 amino acids. Lineage: Eukaryota; Metazoa; Arthropoda; Branchiopoda; Diplostraca; Daphniidae.